Messenger RNA from Carcharodon carcharias (great white shark), 2058 nucleotides. RefSeq names its product zinc finger protein OZF-like. NCBI's taxonomy places the organism in Eukaryota, Metazoa, Chordata, Chondrichthyes, Lamniformes, Lamnidae. Gene Ontology annotation, molecular function: DNA-binding transcription factor activity, RNA polymerase II-specific; RNA polymerase II transcription regulatory region sequence-specific DNA binding. Gene Ontology annotation, cellular component: nucleus. The coding region runs from base 654 to 1964 and encodes 436 amino acids. The record is from RefSeq and is a predicted model, not a curated record. The transcript is spliced from 2 exons. Gene Ontology annotation, biological process: regulation of transcription by RNA polymerase II.
UGAGUAGCCAAGAAACUGAGCGGAGGCGAGUACUUCUUGGAGCGCGGCUCUCAGAGUCCGAAUUGGAGCUGCCCGGCGGACUGCGGUGAGGUGGUGUGGGCCUCUCUCAAUUAAAGCGAUGGUGCAGCGCCUGCUCCAACCGAGCCGCUGCUUCCCGGUUUCUUUUCCCGUUUUCGCUGAGUUCGACUCACAACAAAGGAGCUGUCCGGAAUGGCCCUGGGGAGCAUGCGCCCUGCGUGCGUAAGAGGAAAUGAGCGCGUUGGAUAGAGCGGUUUCUGGAGCGCCUGGCAUUGUGGGAACUACAGCCUCCAUUCGUCAACUGAUUUCGAUAAGUUUUUCACUGUAGGUUGACGGAAGGACAUCAGAAGGAGAAAAUUUUCAGACAGUGACCUGAAAUCAAGCAUCAUAUCAAAACCUGACAAUCAAUCAAUUUAGUGAUAUUGGCCUUUGUAUAUAGAAGCAAAAAGCACCAUGCAGAGUGAGGAGAUAUUGUCCAUGCAUUCUGUGUGUGAUGAGGCAUAAACUAAUGAGUUGUGCAUCAACAGGCCAGAUUCAGUUACAGUGCUGAGGCACUGCAUAAACUUGGGAAUUGUAGGAAAGAAUUUAACUACCUGAUUGAGCUGGGACUUUAUAGGUCCAUUUACAACAGGAGGAUGCUGUUCACGUGCUCUGUGUGUGGAAAGGAAUUUACUGAUUCAGCCCACCUGCUGAGACACCAGCGAAUUCACACCGGGGAGAGGCCGUUCAACUGCUCCAUUUGUGGGAAGGGAUUCACUCAGACAGGCCAUCUGCUGAGACACCAGCAUGUUCACACUGACAACAGACCUUUUCAAUGUUCUGAGUGUGAGAAGACGUUUAAAAGCAAACAGGAUCUGAUGAGACACCAAGGCACUCACACUGGGGAGAGGCUGUUCACCUGCUCCGAGUGUGGGAAGGGAUUCACUAAUUCAUCUAACCUGCUGAAGCACCAGCGAGUUCACACUGAUGAGAGGCCUUUUAAAUGCCCGGAUUGUGGGAAGUACUAUAAAAGUGCAGAGGAACUGAAGUGCCAUCAACGUGUUCACACUGACAAGAGACCAUUCAGGUGCUCCCACUGUGGCACAGGGUUCACACGAUCAUCUCAACUCACUGUACACCAGCGCCGUCACACUGGGGAGAGGCCAUUCACAUGCUCCAUGUGUGGGAAGGGAUUCACUUGUUCAUCCCAUCUCACUACACACCAACUUGUUCACACCAAUAAGAGACCUUUCAAAUGUUCUGACUGUGAGGAGAGCUUUAAAAGUAGAAGUGAGCUGAUAACCCACCAGCAUAAUCACACUGGUGAGAGACCGUUCACCUGCUCAGAUUGUGGGAAGCGAUUCAGUCGCUCAUCCCACCUGCUGAUACACCAGCGAGUUCACAACGGGGAGAGGCCAUUCACCUGCACUGAAUGUGGGAAGGGAUUCACUCAGUCAUCCAUCCUGCUGACACACCAGCGAAUUCACACGGGGGAGAGACCAUUCAUCUGCCGUGUGUGUGGGAAGAGAUUCGUGCAGUCAUCCCACCUACUGACACACCAGCUUGUUCACAAUGACAAGAGACCUUUUAAAUGUUCUGACUGUGAGAGAAGAUUUAAAACUAAAAGGGAUCUGCUGACACACCAGCGAGGUCAUACUGGAGAGAAGCAAUUCACUUGCUCCAUGUGUGGGAAGGGAUUCACUCAUUCAUCCCACUUGCAGACACACCAACGCACUCACACUGGGGAGAGGCCAUUCACCUGCUCUGUGUGCAGGAGGGGAUUCACCUGUACAUCCCAUCUGCUGAGACACCAGCGGGUUCACACGGGGGAGAGGCCAUUCACUUGCUCUGUGUGUGGAAAGGGAUUUACACAGUCAUCCCACCUGUUGACACACCAGAGAAUUCACAUGCGUCAGCAGGGAUUGGAUUCUGCUGUUAUUGCUGAUGUUAAUCCCACCCAGGACUGAACCACAUCCAUUCUGACAGCUGGGUUUGUUUCUGUUGAUGCCAACAUCCUCUCUAAAUAGGCUGUAGUUUAAUAUUCUGGAUAAUUAUGAAAUA